GAAGGGGGCAGGCGGCGCGUCUUUGUGCAGGCACCGAGCUCCUGAAAGGCUGGAGCCGGUGGAGUAAAGGACCCAAUUUCUGGAUAAGAAAACAGAGAAAUGUGGGGAACUCUACCUGGAGAAAACGGCAGGGUCCGAGCCAGGGCCCCGAUCUCUACGUCACCGCCCACACCCCACUCACCAGCCACCGCUUCCCGGGGGACCGAGGCUCCAAGACACACCGGCUCAUGGCCAGACCCCGCCACAGCCCCCAGCGCGAAAGGCCGGAGGCCGACAUGUUGCCUCCAUUCAGUCCCAGGCCGGCCCCGCCCAUCGACGUCACCAGCCCGCGGCCAAUCGCAUCGCCGCCUGCGCGGGGGCGUCCCCUCGGGAGGGGCAAUGCCCCCGCGGAGCCUCCCGGGGCGGAAGUGGCGGGGCGGCGGCCGCGUCGGGUCGCCCCCGCGCGUUCCCCGGCGAGGCGUCAGCGUGUCCCCGCGGGGCGGUGUGGCAUUCUCGGAGCCCUUCCUCAGUCUUCGACCUGGGCAGCCGGAGCCUUGCCUUGCCCGCGUUGUGGCCCUGCCCCGCUGCCGAAGCCUGGCGACUCUGCCCGGCCGUAGGCCUCAGCCUCCCCAGCUAAUUUCCUAACAGCCCUCGGGCCCGGGGCCGUGGCUGGGGCGGAGCCUGCGGGCGUCCCGGAGCUGGUGCCUAGCAACGCCAGAGGCCGGGGCUGCGAGGCGUGCUGGGGCCGCGAGGGCGUUGGUACCCUCCUGCAAGAGACCCCAUGGAAGACUCUGGCGAGGUGCCGGCGCUGGGCAAAGCUAAAGCCAAGGCAGAGGACAGGGAUGCUCUGGCACUUGACCAGGUCCCCUCAGAGACCAUCCCAAAGCCACGGGUGAUUCCAGUUCCAAAGGGAACCCUGAAGCGCAUCUUUGGGACCAGCCAGGUGUUCCUGAAUUUGGAAGAUAUAAAACCAAGGGUCAUAAAGUUAACGCUGCCUCUCAAAGUCAAAGAGUACGAGCCCAUCUGUGCCUGGAGCAAGAAGACUGGGAGAUGGCUGUGCUAUUCUUCUCCCGUGCCCUUCAGCUGGAUCCCCAGUUGGUGGACUCCUAUGCCUGGAGGGCUGAGGCCUUCAUCCAGCUGUGUGACUUCUCCUCGGCUGCCCAGAACCUGCGAAGGGCCUAUUCCUUCCAGCCGGAGAACCCCAAGUACCUGGAGCGGCUCGCCUUUGUGCUGUACAUCCAGUGUUGCCCCUGCCACCUGUGGGUGCAGCUGGGUCAGGGUUGCAAGCAGCAUUGACUGUCCAUGUCCCCAGGGCCAGUGCUUGUAUGAGCAGUGCAAUUACCGGGAUGCCCUGAACGUCUUCUCUCAAGGCUCUGUGCUCCAGCCCAACAAGGCCUGCUUCCGCUACCGAAGCAUGGCCUGCCUCCUGGCCCUCAAACAGUAUCAAGACUGCCUCUCACUCAUCACCAAGGAGGUGAAGCAGGGCACUGCCAACCCCGACAUCUACAUCCUCCGGGCCAGGCUCUACAACUUCUUCCAGAAGCCCAGACUGUGCUUCCGGGACCUGCGCAGCGCCUUGCUGCUGGACCCUGAGCACCUGCAGGCCAAGAUGCUGCUUCAGACGAUGGUGGACCAGGCCCAGCAGGCCCGCCAAGACGCCGGCAUCCUAGCGGUGCAGGGCCUGCUGCAGCACGCCCUGCAGCGCAUCAACUGCGCCAUCGAGAACAACCCUCUGGACCCCAGCCUCUUCCUCUUCCGGUACUGGGAGUGGAGGGGCACCUUGUACCGGAGGCUCCGGGAGUUUGACAGCGCGGUGGAGGACCUCCUGAAGGCGCUGGACAUGCUGACGGACCGGCAGGGUAACCUGGUGCAGCAGGCGCAGCGCCAGCUGCUGCUGGCCUACAACGACUUUGCAGUGCACUGCUACGAGCAGGGCGCCUACCAGGAGGGCGUGCUGCUGCUCAACAAGGUGCUCCGCGAGGAGCGGCGCGAGAAGGGGCUCUACAUCAACCGCGGCGAUUGCUUCUUCCAGCUGGGCAACCUGGCCUUCGCGGAGGCGGACUACAGGGAGGCGCUGGCGCUGAGCCCGCAGGACGAGGGCGCCAACAUGCGCAUGGGCAUGCUGCAGGAGAAGAUGGGCUUCUGCGAGGAGAAGCGCAGGCAGUUCCAGAAGGCAGAGGUCCACUUCUCAGCGGCCAUUCAGCACAACCCCUACAGGGCCCAGUACUACGUGUACCGGGCCAAGAGCCGACAAUUCCUGCAGGACAUCUUUGGGGCCCGCCAGGAUGUGGCCACUGUCCUGCUCCUGAAUCCCAAGCAACCAAAGCUUCUCCCACUGCUUACCAGCCUCUUCCCGGGCAUGUCCGUGGAGGAAGUGCUUCGCAGCCAGGUGGCCCACCUGGCCCGGCUGCAGCUGAUGCAGAUGAAGAGGGGCUCUGCGGCCAGCAACCUGCAGGGCGUGGUGGGGAUACUGAGGGAGCGGGAACUGGAGCGGGCGAAGGCCAAGGCCCUGCUGCUCUCCUGGAAGCAGGAACAGCCUGAGAGCUCCAGAGAGCUGGAGCCCACAGCCCAGGGCCUGCAGGUAGAGCCAGAAGAGGCCAGGCCCGCCGAGGAGGACGACACCGCCAAGAAGAAAGAGGACAUCCAGGAGCUUGCCCUUCACAAGUUGCCAUCCCUGUCGGAAGAAUACCUGGACCAGACCUCCUCAGGUUCCGUCUUCCGCUUCAGGGUCGAGUCCACCUCAGAGUCCACCACGUCCACCACCUGCCGGGAAUACAGGAGCAGCUCCACCACGGCUGCGACGCCCUCCGAUUCCUCGCUGCUGAAGACUUCUCCGUCCUCGGACUCUGGGAACAGCAAGGGGGAUCUGAGCCUGAGCCCUGGCCGCAGAAAGACCCCGGCUUCCCAGGAGAGGCGGCAGAGCUCCAGCAAGCCAGAGGCCACCCAGGACCAGAGCCAGAGCUCCAGAAAGACAGAAGACACCCAGGGCCCAAAGCAGAGGCCCCAGACCAAGGCCACCCGGAGCCCACGGCAGAGACUCAGAAGGGCCAAGGCUGCCUGGGGCAAGAGCUGGAGACCAGGCAGGGCUGAUGUCCCCCAGGGCCAGAGCUGGGGCCUGAUCAGAAAUUCCAGCAAGGUCCAGGGUUCCCAGGAUUCCUGUUGUAGCUUCAGCAAAAUCACAGUCACCCAGGACCAGAGCCAGAUGCCUAGUAGGACAGAGGCUGCCCUGGGCUCCCCUCAGAGCAUGGGCUCCCGUCCCAGCCAGACUGAUGUUACCACGGCACUGAGCCCGAGUCCCAGCAGGACCAAGACUCCCCCCAGCCCAAGCCAGAGACUCAGCGAGAUGGGGGCGCCUGAGAACCCGGCCAUUAUGCUGCUCUUUGAGGAAGCUCAGUGAAGCCCUGGCUUCUUGCUGGAGUAGAGACACAAGCACCCAGCAAGGCUGCUUCCCUCCACGGCAAGGAGAAAGCUCGCCCGGCAUUCAUUCAGUCCAUGGCUAAGUUUAUUAUACUUGUUCUCUUCUUUUUAAAAAAUUAAAAACUUGUAAAUCCAG
Molecule: messenger RNA, 3532 nt
Organism: Sciurus carolinensis (gray squirrel)
Lineage: Eukaryota; Metazoa; Chordata; Mammalia; Rodentia; Sciuridae
Gene: Ttc16
Product: tetratricopeptide repeat domain 16
Exons: 14
Coding region: 761-3376 (871 amino acids)
Molecular function (GO): protein binding
Source: RefSeq, a predicted model, not a curated record